Messenger RNA from Python bivittatus (Burmese python), 4270 nucleotides. It is a transcript of the gene POMT1, whose product is annotated as protein O-mannosyltransferase 1. Gene Ontology annotation, molecular function: dolichyl-phosphate-mannose-protein mannosyltransferase activity. Gene Ontology annotation, cellular component: membrane; endoplasmic reticulum. Gene Ontology annotation, biological process: protein O-linked glycosylation via mannose. The record is from RefSeq and is a predicted model, not a curated record. NCBI's taxonomy places the organism in Eukaryota, Metazoa, Chordata, Lepidosauria, Squamata, Pythonidae.
CCUGCAUAGCGGCACGAAGGCGAGCGCAUUCCAGAAAAGGGGGGGAGGACGAAGGUUGAACCAAGCAGGCGAGCGAGGAGCGGAGGGGAUUUGGGGACCAAUUUCCCCCCGUUUAGAUUCCACUGGAACAUUCAGAAAAAUGCUUGGAUUCCUAAAGCAGCCCAUUGUCUUCUCGGUGGAGAUCAAUGUAAACCUGGCGGUUUUGGCUGUGAUCGGAUUAAUAAGCCGGCUGUGGGCGCUGUCCUAUCCGAGAGCUGUGGUUUUUGAUGAAGUUUACUAUGGCCAGUUCCUCUCCUUGUACAUGAAGCGGAUCUUUUUUGUAGAUGACAGCGGCCCACCAUUUGGCCACAUGCUUUUUGCUUUUGGAGGUUAUUUGGGUGGAUUUGAUGGAAAUUUCUUGUGGAACAGGAUAGGAGCAGAAUACAGCUCCAACGUGCCAAUUUGGGCUUUGCGGCUACUACCAGCAGUAGCCGGUGGCUUAUGUGUUCCCUUGGCAUACCAAAUAUUGGUCGAGCUACGUUUCACCCAUUUCGUUGCCCUGGGGGCUGCAGUCCUGAUUUUGUUCGAAAAUUCACUUAUUACUCAGUCCAGACUGAUGCUGUUGGAGUCAAUCUUAAUUUUUUUUAUCCUGUUGGCAGUAUUAUCUUACCUGAAGUUUUACAACUCGCAGAAACAAAGUCCUUUUUCUGCAAGGUGGUGGCUCUGGCUGUUGCUAACAGGGAUCUCCUGUUCCUGUGCAGUUGGGGUGAAAUACAUGGGCCUCUUCACUUACGUCCUCAUUUUGAGCCUUGCGGGAAUCCAUUGCUGGCAACUGAUUGGCGAUCGCUCCUUGUCCAACAUCUCCCUGCUGUGGCACAUCGUAGCUCGUGGAUUUGCUCUUCUGGCCAUCCCAGUCGCGCUGUAUCUCUCGUUUUUCUACAUCCACUUGCUUUUGCUGUACCGUUCCGGGCCCCACGACCAAAUCAUGAGCAGCGCUUUCCAAGCCAGCUUAGAGGGGGGUCUUUCUCGCAUCACUCAGGGGCAGCCCUUGGAAGUGGCUUAUGGGUCCCAGAUUACGUUGAGGAAUAUCUUGGGCAAACCCUUACCUUGCUGGCUUCAUUCCCACCGGAAUACCUACCCCAUCAGGUAUGAAAACGGACGGGGCAGUUCCCAUCAGCAACAGGUGACCUGCUAUCCUUUUAAGGAUGUGAAUAACUGGUGGAUUGUCAAGGAUCCCAGGAGGCAGCAGCUGGUAGCUAGCAACCCUCCACGGCCCGUGCGGCACGGCAACAUUGUGCAACUGGUCCACGGAAUUACCACCCGUUACCUUAACACGCACGAUGUGGCUGCGCCCCUGAGCCCACACUCACAAGAGGUGUCCUGUUACAUCGAUUACAACAUUUCCAUGCCCGCGCAGAAUCUCUGGAGAGUGGAAAUUGUGAACCGCGACUCGGAUAACGACAUUUGGAAGACAAUCCUGUCUGAAGUCAGACUGGUCCACGUCAACACGUCGGCAGUGUUAAAGCUCAGCGGAGCCUCUCUACCCGAAUGGGGGUACCGUCAACUGGAGGUCAUUGGCGAAAAGAUUUCCAAGGGCUAUCACCAAAGCAUGUUGUGGAACGUGGAAGAGCACCGAUACGGGAAAAGCCAUGAACAAAAAGAGAGGGAGGUGGAAUUGCAUCUGCCCACUCAGAUCAACAUCAGCCAGAAUCUCACCUUCCUUGCCAAGUUCACCGAACUGCAGUGGAAGAUACUCACUCUGAAAAACGAGGACACGGAACAUAAAUACAGUUCGUCCCCUUUGGAUUGGAUCACCAUGGACACCAACAUUGCUUACUGGUUCCAUUCCAGCUCAGGGGCUCAGAUUCAUCUCUUGGGCAAUGUCGUCAGCUGGACGUCGGCCAACGUGGCCACGGUCGUCUACGUGGUUUUGUUCCUGGGGUACCUCCUGCGGCGACAGCGGAACAUCCGGGAUAUCCCUGAAGAGAUGUGGCAGCAGUGGGUCCUGGCCGGAGUGAUUUGCGUGGGUGGAUGGGCUGUGAACUAUCUCCCUUUCUUCCUGAUGGAGAAGACGCUUUUCCUUUAUCAUUAUCUGCCGGCUAUUACUUUUCAAAUCCUCCUGAUCCCCAUCAUCCUGCAGCACACGAGCGACUUCCUCUGCAGGUCCAAACUUUCCAAGAGCAUGCACAGUGCUCUAGUCGCAGCCUGGCUGUCUUCCGUCUACCUUACAUACCACACGUUCCGUCCGCUCACCUAUGGUGAGCCGGCACUCCCCAAAGGCGAGUUGCAGGCCCUGCGCUGGAAGGACAGCUGGGACAUUUUGAUCCGCAAACGCUGACCAAGGCCAAGAAAUGGAUGGGCAAGUCUGCGUUGGAAGGAAGAGCGAGAAAAGGAAGGUGGAGGAAAGAAUUCAUCUCAAUUAUAAAUUCCUUCCACUUUGGACCAGUUCUGACGUUCCCUGAAACAGUAUUAUUGAAUUGGAAAUGGAGGAUUUGUGGGUUGUUUGGACAUCUUUUCCUGCUUCUCCCGCAGAGGAAAAAUCCCUGAGCAAAGUGAGAGCUGUUUGGACGAGCGAAAGGAACGUAGGCACACUUUUGCUCAUUGGGGGCAGACAAGCGGGGAGAAUCCACCCCCUGCUCUUGAGCAUGGAAAGAAUGCACAGGUCUUGCUAGCCAGAGACCACCUCAACGUGGAUGGGACUCAUUGCGGCCAUAAACGUUUGGGAACAUUGAAGUUUUGCAGAGCCACCUCUGGGGUUAAUGUGAAAGGGGAGGAGGGAGAAACAAAUCCAAAUGUGAAACUCGUACUUACGUCAGGACAUAAAAAGGAACGGGGCUUCCAUCUCUUGGUAUGUGUACCAUUACGAAGCCAGGGAGCAUUGCUGUGGGCCCCCCCAGAGGUCUCAACAGUGGGUGGCCAACAUGCUGUGGGAGAUCAGGAAGACUUGCGAGGGUUUACAGACACGAACUUCAGGUCUGGUAAAAGCUGUCCACCGUCAAGUUCCUUUUGCAGAAGCUUAAGUCUUUCUCUGUGACCUUACGAAGGACCCCAAAGGUCUGCCAAACCCAAAUUACAUGAAGGAGUAAGCAGGGCUGGUUUUUCCACCUUCUCCCAUCUAUGCCACUGCCUAAUUCAACCUUUUACCUGGCACCCUUCAAAGCAGUGGAUGCUUCCCCACAAAGCAUGCACAGAUUUGGACUAUCUCGCCCUCCCCAUGUAUGUCAGAAAGCAUCCAUUUAUUUUGCACUAGCAACCACGAUGGCCAGAGAGCCUGUCUGUUCAAAGCAAGCGUAGCAUUUGAAGGCUGCAAACAUCCAGAUCGCCACUAGAUGGCAGCAGAACCACGCAGAAAACCAUUUUGUUGUCCCCUAGUGGCCAUUCGAAGCAUGGCAGAGCAGGUAUGAUCACUCCUAGUUUAGAAAAUGGAGCUAGACAGCUUAGAAAAAUAUGUAAGUUAAUAAAAAUCAAGUGAUUUAGAUGUCCUGCUUGCAGCUGGGCACUUUGGCAGAAAAGUCUGCCUAAAAUGUAAGUUUAUAAUUUGACAAAUGCUGUGAAUUCCUAUUGAAUGAAGGUGCUGUAUUUAUUCUUUUGAUGAUGGAUUUGUUUUUUAAAAAAUAGAAAACAGAAUAGAAACAAAGGCACGGGUCAUUUUGAGUCUCUUUAAUUCUUUAACAAAGUCAAACAAAUGGAAGUAGUUUUGGGGAUUAAACUUUUAAAAUUCCACCCAGAUUUAUUGUAAAGUGAAGCUGGGGGAGGAACAAAAAAAUAAAGAUUACAUUAGCUUUCCAAAGCCAUAUUCUCUAAUUUUAGAAAGAUUUGAAUGGAUAAGUGGGUCUGGACACUGAGGUUGGUAAGGAAGAAGACAUGAACGUGGGCAAAUUUCUAAGCGUGUUCGUAUGAAGGCAGUGGGAAAAAGGUUAUUUCAGGACAAUUGCCUGCAAGCUGAUUUGCACAUAGUGCUUCCUGCUUUCUACGCAUUAUAGCGCUUUAUAACAAAGAUCUAUGGGGAGAUUGAUUUCUCCCACAGAAGGAAGACAGCUCCCGACCCCACAGGGAAGAUCUUAGACUGGGAAAAUAGUUUGCUGGAAGAGAGAAGGAUACUCAGCAAUUCUUUUAAUAAUUCCCCGUUGAAAGAAGGGAGCUGAACCUACCAUACCCAAUUCCAGAAGUGAAGGAAUUGUCUGGAGCAUCUAAUAUUUUUUUCAGGGACUGCAAAACAGCCAAGGAGAUGGGUCUACGUAGAACACUGUUAAUUUUAAGCAAAGAGGUGUUGAGGGGAGGGGAGGGGAGG